This is a messenger RNA of Clarias gariepinus (North African catfish), 2529 nucleotides long. Its product is annotated as protocadherin alpha-3-like. NCBI's taxonomy places the organism in Eukaryota, Metazoa, Chordata, Actinopteri, Siluriformes, Clariidae. Bases 88 to 2529 code for a protein of 813 amino acids. Gene Ontology annotation, molecular function: calcium ion binding. Gene Ontology annotation, biological process: homophilic cell-cell adhesion. The transcript has a single exon. The record is from RefSeq and is a predicted model, not a curated record. Gene Ontology annotation, cellular component: plasma membrane.
CGUCUGCAUUUUACUAUACUAUUAUAGUCGGCGUAUUUAAUAGUUGUUGUUUUUGAAACCACAUUUUUAAGUUAGCUUCGCUGUAGGAUGGAUUAUAUUCUUGUACAUCUGUUCUGUCUUUUCUUCUUGGAUUUAUCCUCGGGACAGAUCGUGUAUUCGGUCGCAGAGGAAGUAAAUGAGGGAACCGUUGUUGGGAAUCUAGCAAAGGAUCUGCAUAUAAUCGUUCAGGAUCUAGAAUCCCGAAUGUUUCAGAUGAUUUCUGCAUCUAACAAGAAAUAUUUUGAGGUCAACCUGAAGACCGGGGCGUUGUUUGUUAAUGAGAGGAUUGAUCGAGAGGCGUUGUGCUCCACAUCUCGGAAAUGUUCCGUCCAUUUAGAGGCUAUGGCUCACAAUCCGCUAAGGAUGUUUCGUAUUGAGGUAAAUAUAAUAGACAUAAAUGAUAAUGCUCCGAUUUUUCCGAUUAGUAGACAGAUACUUAACCUAUCAGAGGUUUCUACACCUGGAGAGAAAUUCGCAUUAUCUUUGGCUGAGGAUCCAGACACAGGUAGCAAUGCAGUGAAAACCUAUAAAUUAACCCAUAACGAACACUUUACAUUAGAUGUACAGAAUGGGGAGGAGAUUAUCUCCGUCGAGCUAGUGUUACAGAAAGCUUUAGAUCGAGAAAAGCAGGCAGUUUUGAAUCUAGUACUGACUGCGAUAGAUGGAGGAAAACCUUCCAUGUCUGGCACAUUAGAGAUCACUGUAAAUGUUUUGGAUGUUAAUGACAAUUCUCCAGUUUUCAGUCAACCGCUUUACAAAGUAAAGGUGAAUGAGAAUUCCUCUUUUGGCACGCAGGUCAUUUCCCUUGCAGCAACAGAUUUAGAUGAGGGAGUUAAUAGUGAAAUCGUAUAUGCUAUAGUAAGGCAAGGCAAUGCUAAAGGCGCGGAUCUGUUUUCAAUUCAGCCUGAAAGUGGACUUUUAAUUGUUAAAGGCGAAAUAGAUUAUGAAGAAAACCCUGCUGUUGAAUUAAGAGUUGAAGCGAAGGAUAAGGGUCAUCCUCCAAAAAGUUCUCAAUGCAAAGUUUUGGUUGAAAUUAUUGAUAUGAAUGACAAUCCACCUGAAAUAUCGAUGACCUCACUCACGAGUACUGUCCAAGAGGACUCUAAAGACGGCACAGCGGUGGCAUUAUUUACAGUUUCUGACAAGGAUGGAGGCAAAAACGGAGUGGUGCAUUGCAACAUUUUAGGUGCAGUUCCGUUUAAAAUAGAGUCAUCGUACAGAAAUUAUUAUUCAUUAGUUGUAAACGGGCCAUUGGAUAGGGAAAAAGUCGCAGAGUAUAAUAUUACGAUAAAAGCCACAGAUGAAGGGAGUUCACCAUUGUCUAGCAUCAGUGUUUUGAAAGUUCAAAUUGGUGACGUCAACGAUCAUGCUCCUGUCUUUUUAAACCCCAUCAUAAAUGUUUGUGUUAAGGAAAACAGUCCAGCUGGGAUUCCGAUAGCACGGGUAAGCGCACAUGAUGCAGAUGUGAACGAAAACGCGCUUGUAUCGUAUGCACUGCUUGGUAGGGGGAAACCCGACUUUUCAUUCGAAAUAAACUCGGAAAGUGGAGAUAUCUACAGCAAACUAUCUUUUAAUUAUGAGGAGAUCAAGAUGUUCCAAGUUCGAGUUCAGGCUAAGGACUCCGGAGCUCCACCUCUGAGCAGCAAUCUGACCGUGAACGUUUUUAUAAUCGACGAAAAUGAUAACGCCCCCGUCAUUCUCCCUCCUUAUUCUGAACCUGGAUCACUAAACACUGAGAACAUUCCCUACUCUGCUGAAGCGGGCUAUUUUGUAGCUAAAGUCAGAGCUGUAGACGCUGAUUCAGGUUAUAAUGCUCUAUUAUCUUAUCACAUAACCGAACCAAAGGGAACGAAUCUCUUCCGAAUCGGAACCAGUACAGGAGAAAUAAGGACUAAAAGAAGAAUGAGUGACAAUGACUUAAAAACACACCCUCUUAUCAUCACUGUCUCGGAUAAUGGAGAACCUUCACUGUCCACAACUAUGAGUAUUGAAGUUGUGGUUGUGGAAAAUCUGGACAACCUUCAGACUUCACUAAGACAAGUGCCAGUAAAGGAGGAUAUUUUUUCGGAUCUGAAUCUCUAUCUGCUCAUCGCUAUUGUCUCAGUGUCAGUGAUCUUUUUACUGAGCCUCAUCGCUUUAAUGGCAGCUAAAUGCUCCGGCAGGUCCAGUGUUCCAGUGGUCACUACACACCCUGAUGGAAGCUGGUCUUACGCAAAAUCUACUCAGCAGUAUGAUGUGUGUUUUAGCUCAGACACGUUGAAGAGUGAUGUAGUGGUUUUCCCCUCGCAGUUUCCGCCUGCAGACGCAGAGCUGAUCAGCAUUAAUGAAGGAGACACUUUUAACAGGACACAAACUCUUCCGAGUACUACAAAGGUAGGAGAUAUUUAUGUUUAUAUUCUAUUUGGGACAAAUUUAUUUAGGCUGCAAGUUUGUAAUUCUGUAGUACGUUUUGUUACUUUGUUUUAUGGUGAUUCAUUACAGUUUAUAUGA